GGGCGGGGAAGGGGCGGCCCCGCGGGGGCGGUGCCGAACCGAGCGCUCGCGGGAACCGCCGCAGCCAUCGCGGCGUGACCCGGCGCGGCCAUGGCCGGCUUCAUCAACUUCGCGGACGAGGAGGAGGUGCGGGCGUACCUGGAGAACCUGCACGUAGAGUACAGCUACCAGUGCUUCAAGGAGAAGGACCCGGACGGCUGCCAGCGCUUCGCCGAUUACCUGGACGCCGUGAGGAAGGACUUCGUGGCGGCGGGGCGGGUGCUGCGCGACAACUGCGAGGUGCACGGGCACAGCGAGAGCUGCUACAAACUGGGGGCCUACCAGGCCCUCGGCAAAGGUGGACUCAACCCGGAUUUGAAAGCUGCCUACAAAUCUUUUGUGAAAUCAUGUGAGAAAGGCGGGAAGAAGUCAGCAAAUGCGUGUCACAGCGCCGGGCUGCUGGCCCAGGAUGGGAGAGCCAACAAUGAUCAGCCUGACCCUGUUGCCGCCAGAGAUUAUUACACAAAAGCCUGUGAUGGCAAUUAUGCUCCAAGCUGCUUCAACCUGAGUGCAAUAUACCUGCAGGGAGCACCUGGGGUCCCCAAGGACAUGAGCCAUGCCUUGAAGUACUCGUUGAAAGGCUGUGAGCUGGGGCACGUGUGGGCUUGUGCCAAUGCCAGCCGUAUGUACAAACUGGGGGAUGGCGUUGAGAAGAAUGAUGCUAAGGCAGAGGAGCUGAAAAACAGGGCAAAACAGUUGCAUAAAGAACAGAAAGAGGCUGCAAGUUCUCUAACAUUUGGGGAGUAAAACUGGCAGUUGCAGAUAUUAAGUCUGUUUUUUUAAUGGCAGGUGAACUUAUAAUUUAAAUUGUGAGUGUAGUUUUCAUUUAAAUAAAUAUCCUGUAUUUGGAUAUACAAAUAAAAUCAUAUUUUUGUUUAUACA
This is a messenger RNA of Pseudopodoces humilis (Tibetan ground-tit), 921 nucleotides long. RefSeq names its product cytochrome c oxidase assembly factor 7 (gene COA7). Gene Ontology annotation, cellular component: mitochondrial intermembrane space. The record is from RefSeq and is a predicted model, not a curated record. Gene Ontology annotation, molecular function: protein binding. Lineage: Eukaryota; Metazoa; Chordata; Aves; Passeriformes; Paridae.